AUGCGCAGUAGGUAUUUGGGGCAGCUCCCCGGAUGUGACUCGAGUCUGACUGCGGAGAGAAGGAAAGCGCGAGCUGGGAGCGAGGUGGUGGGAAGGUGAGCUCUCAAAUGCAAGAAAAAGUAAACAAGUCAAUAGUUGAAAAGCAUCUGACUACUGCGGCUGUGCCAGUGUGGAUGAAGGAUGCAGACGAUCAAGUGUGUGGUGGUGGGGGAUGGCGCUGUUGGGAAGACCUGCCUGCUGAUCUCCUACACGACCAAUGCCUUCCCAGAGGAGUACAUCCCCACGGUCUUUGAUAACUACAGUGCGCAAAAUGCAGUGGAUGGGCGCACGGUCAGCCUAAACCUGUGGGACACAGCAGGCCAGGAGGAAUACGACCGCUUGCGUACGCUCUCAUACCCGCAGACCAACGUCUUCAUUAUCUGCUUCUCCAUCGGGAGUCCCUCCUCACACGCGAAUGUGCGACACAAGUGGCACCCUGAAGUCUCACACCACUGCCCCAAUGUGCCCAUCCUGCUAGUAGGGACCAAGAAGGAUCUGAGGAACGAUGGUGAGACCAUUAAGAAGCUGAAGGAACAGGGCCUGGGGCCGACGACACCACAGCAGGGGAACUCGCUGGCCAAGCAGAUCGGGGCAGUGAAGUACAUGGAGUGCUCAGCUCUGCUGCAGGAAGGGGUGCGUGACGUGUUUGCGGAAGCUGUGCGUGCAGUGCUGUAUCCCGUUACUAAGAAGAACACCAAGAAGUGUGUGCUGUUAUAGUGCGCAGGGCUGAAAGAGCCGUGGGACUGCAUUGCGAACUAUGUCCCAACGGGUGCCCGCUACCCAGUUUAUGUAGUUCCAGGUUCAGUAGCUGUUUCCCAUCUCCUAUUUGCCCUCUCUCUCUCUCUCUCUCUCUCUCUCUCUCUCUCUCUCUCAAAAGGACCUUGCUGCACUGAACCUGCUACCUAGCUGGAGAAUGCUUCCAAUUAUAAUGGUUUUUUUAAACAUUUAUUUUUCUUUUAUAAAUUGUCAGUCCAAGGCUUAUCGGAGAGUUAAAAGGAUGGGGUAAUUGGGUUCAUGUGGAACUGACCAGGAAAGGUGAUGGUUGGGUGGGUGGUAAGGAUUGUAUUUGUGUGUUCUAACUGACAACAACGGUAAAAUGUGUACAAUGUGAUCAGUGCCUUACGUUGGGAUUUUAAAGCCCAAUUACAACCAUGUAACUGACCCUUUUUUGUCACACUAAAGUAGCAUGGCUAGUUUAAAUAGAGCCUGUUUGGAAAAAUUAAGAUGCAAGUGUCCUCCCCACAACCUAGUCCAACACGGCCCUUCCCCUCCCUCUUCACAGCAACAAUCUUCCUGCUUCCAGCGUUAUUGCACCAGCAUACCCUUUCUCAAUUUAAAGCCCUGUUGUCCACAGGGAAAGUAACCUAAUACAUGUCUUGCAUAUCUCUUGUUAUUGUAUCCAAUUGUUUAAGCCAGAAUGCUUUUGGGCAGAUGCACUGUUUUGGUCUGGGUUGUACACAACAAAAUAACAUUUAAAAAAAAAAAAAAAUCAUCUGGAUUCAUUUCAUCUUAAGUGAAACAAUUUUUUUUACUUUUGCUAAAUUCGAAUGAAGUUUUAUAAUGAAGAAUUUAAAUGUUUCUCGAUCCUCAGGGUGAGACUGAUUAGGUGUAACAUAUUCAUUAUUAUGGUGACUGACGGCAUUGCUGACAAGAGGGCUGACAGCUGUCCAGUGCUGUUGAGACUAGCAGUGUUUCACAGCAGGCUUCCCUUCAUUGAAUGAACGAGUGUGUGCGUGUAAUUAACAUUAAGGUAGCCAUCUCUUUCAUGGUAUUAUCAAAAAAAUAUUCUGAUCCAAUUAGAAUCUACAAAGGUCACAACUCCAGGUACAAUGGAUCAAUUUCCUAAACAAACUUGACAACCACUGCUGCACGCUUUCCUGUUUACCUAACAGUCUUUAUCUUAUUUGUCACUGUGGCACAGACCCUUGGUCCCAUGCUAGCAGUUUGUUCUUGCACUAUAAAAACAGCUUUACAUAUCAUACAGUGUAUGCUGCUGUAAAGGGAAAACAAAUGUCCGUGCCUUGUUAUAACGUUGCCUUAUUUACAGUAGAGAAUGAUGGAGUGUUUGGUGUGUGUGUGUGUGUGUGUGUGUGCAAGGUAGUUUCUCUGAAGCAAGACGGACGAGAACUCUGCUUUAAAUAAUUGCCACAGUGUAAUUGUGGCAGGCAAGGGCUUGAUGUAUGUUGUAGUGGUUUCCAUCUGUUUAAAGCAGCAAUGCUGUCCCAGUUGUGGCUUUGUCAAACAUUUAAAGGUCUAACAACAAAGAUUUAAAAACAAACAUCUUUCUAUUUGCCAUACUUCUGUACAGACUCGCGUGAAAGGUGAUACGUUUAUUGGCAACGCUUCAUUUGCAGGAGGUAUAAGGACCCUACCUGUACCUUACAUUUUAUGCAGGACAUGGGACUAGUCAAUAGGGGACCCUUGUAUCUACUGGAAAGUGUGUGUGCUUUUCUUUUAUUAACGUUAUCAUGUUUUAUCAGAAUAAUCUGCUGCCUCCAAUGUACAAGGCAUGGAAUAAAAGGCACUUCAAAAAUCGAAUCCAAAAUAUAGGUGGGGCAUAGUUUCCUUAAUUUUUGUUGUUUAAAACUGCAAUAAAAUCUUUUGAGGUACCCUAGACAUUUGACCAGUGUUCAGUAACAAAAUGCUAUGUGUAGAGAAUGUUGUGCUCUUGCUCUCACCCCACCUGAUACUUCUGUUUGUAUAGGGGUGAGUGAUGGGUCUGACUGCUUACCUGACUAUCCAGGUGCUUGAUGAGUCAUGAUGCCCUGUAGGGAAAACCAUUUCAGGUAUCGCGUCACAAACGUCUGUUAUUUCCCAUAAUGGCUAAGUAGUAAUCACUUAAGGGUGCUGAGUUAUUCAACUCUGUAAGACAAUACACUGAAAACGUUAGUGUAUUAUUUUAAAUUACUUUAUAGGGUUCUCCAAUUGACAUCACAUGGUACAACACUACAUUUACUGCUGAUGUCAGGGAUUCUGUUUACUAUAUUGUCAUAACAAACACAUUUAAAAUCUGUACAGUAUUUGCUCUUCUACCAGGGUUAGUUAAAACCUGAUUGAAUUGAUUCGAGUCCAAGUAAUGUGCCAUAGGUGUUCUUGUUACUCUGUUGCUUUCUGUGUGUAUCCCUUUCAAUUUCAGUAUGUUGGUAGUGAUAGUUACACUGUGCUGCCCAUGCUAAUCCGGUGACUGACAGGGGAUCAAAGGUGUUGUUGAGAUGUUAGAGAGGAUCAGCAGCUAAUCAUCACUGUAGAAUGUUAAUAGUGAUGUACAGGUACAUACACUCUAGGCUUUAGCAAAAAGAAUGUAUACUAUUCAAAACAAUUUUCCCAAUUCUGUAACUGUACUUUAUGUCUGUUCCUGUUAAUCAAAAAGUGCGAAAGUGCCUACAGUGCAGAAUCACCUUGAUAUGUCUGUGCUAGCUGCAGCUGGUAUUUUGUGCAAGAAUGUAAUACCCCGAAUAUAUAUAUAUAUAUAUAUAUAUAUAUAUAUAUAUAUAUAUAUAUAUAUAUAUAUAUAUAUAUAUAUAUAUAUAUAUAUAUAUAUAUAUAAUUCAUGUGCAACGAGUUACAGUAGAAAUACCCAAAGAUUUUUUUCUUAAAAUUGAUUCUUUAAAUGGAAGGGAACAAAGCAUUUGAUCUAGAGAGAAUCCCAUUACUAUAGGGAUGAGUACAGAAUAGAAUGGGACUGUUUUUGAAUCAAUUCUAAAGCCUAACAAUAAAUAUGUAUCAGGUGUUUAAUUAUUUUCUAGAUAUUUUAAAUCAUGUUAAAAGUCCAGGAUUUUUUAAAGACUCUUAUUUUUAAUCUCUAGCCUUCCAGUUUAUAAGAGAUAUCCAUUCCUUUCUGUAGUUUUUUCCAGCAGUAUACUACUGUAAUGUUCAGGCUAAAACAGAACAGCGCUUCCAAUACCACAUAAUCUGACCAGCAUAGAAUGCAGUGCUGUUUACACACUGACUGGGACCAAAGAGCACUGGUGGUUCCCGGACAGUUGCUAGAUGCAUACUGUAAUGUGAUUCAUAUUUCAAAAAGAUCCUGUUUCCAACAGAACAAUGAGUUACAGUGAAUGUCCUGGGUUGUAAUAGGGCCCUCCUGUAGCAACAGGCACAAGAGGGAUUUUUGCUAAUAAAUGGAAUGGGAGUGGUGAGGUGAUGAGAACAGACUCCCUACCCAGCCCUUUGGAGAGGAUUAAUCACAAGAGAACUACUGUAUGUGUGUGUGUGGGGAGGUGUGAAGUUAUUCCCUACAGCAAGGCUGGCAGAUAACUUUUUGUUCUUUCUGUACUGCUGUUCUUUCUACAGUGUUUUGAACAAUUGUGUCCCAUAACUUCUCUAAACUUCUUUGCCCUAUCUGAAGUACAGGAUCUUGAUUUCAGAGGACAUCCAGGUCUGUAGAUUUGGGUUUUGAAAUACAGUAGUAUAAAACCAUAAAGGUAAGAAAAUAGUUGAUUUAUUGUGGUCUGUCCACCAGGCCCACUAGUUUCUGCUUGUCGCUGCUUUCUAUUGAUUUUUUCUUUUUAAGCAUUUGGUGUUUUGUUAUAACCUUCAGGUUUGGCUCAGAUGUCAAUAGAUGAAUGGCAUUUACAGCAAAGAGGCUGUAUAUUAGAAUUCCAAAAGCUGAAAUAAAGGUAGAGGUACAAUUAGAUUACUGUGUUACUUGGAAAGUUAGAUCUUGUUUGGGUUCUGGGAUUGAUACUUCAAUUAAUGUCCUGAUGUACUUCUGAGAGUAGCACAGAUUCGGUUCCUGUAGAGAAUGAAUGUGGGAGAGUGUAAAUGUAUGAGAGAGAGAUGGUUUGCUACUUUACUGACAUUUACUGUAGAAUGCUGUCAAAACUAAAUAGAUGAGGCACCCCACAGCAAGUGCCUCGAACCGAUCUGGUAUGGUGUGGUACUAAAUCUAUACACUGGGAACUUGAUUUGUAGAAUUUAACAAAAUGUGUUUGUAUAAAAGGACUAACCGUGAAAUGAUUUUUAAGUUAUGCAAAAUAAAAUUGUAAAGCUGUAAUAAGUC
This is a messenger RNA of Acipenser ruthenus (sterlet), 5041 nucleotides long. RefSeq names its product rho-related GTP-binding protein RhoG-like. Gene Ontology annotation, cellular component: cell projection; plasma membrane; cytoplasmic vesicle. The coding region runs from base 181 to 756 and encodes 191 amino acids. Gene Ontology annotation, biological process: establishment or maintenance of cell polarity; regulation of actin cytoskeleton organization; regulation of cell shape. Gene Ontology annotation, molecular function: GTP binding; GTPase activity; protein kinase binding. Lineage: Eukaryota; Metazoa; Chordata; Actinopteri; Acipenseriformes; Acipenseridae. The record is from RefSeq and is a predicted model, not a curated record. The transcript has 3 exons.